CACAAAAUUGCCUGACCAAUCGACGCCUCGCACGACUGCGCAAGUUUCUUAGUAUUCAACCAGGAAGCAGUUAAUUUCGUGUCUGUUGGAGAAACAUGGCAGGUUGUGGGAACGCUUCUGUGUUGGUCUGCCUGGUUACUUUGCUCGUAACUUGGACUCUGGUGGCGUCCAAGGAGUUCGGAGUGGUGAACACCGUGCCUUCAGCAGAGUUUGAAGGCUUCGUUGGAUCUCCCAGCACACUGACCGCCGUCUACUUCCACAAGCGACAGUUGCCUCGGCUGCAACACUUCCUGAAAGCAUUCAAUGAGUCUGCAAGCUUCAUGAAACCGUACCAGGUGCAGUUUGGAAGGGUGAACUGUAACCAGGACCCAGUGGCCUCAUACUGUGACAAACCAGAUGUAGACCAGUCAGUCUUCAUCUUGAGAAAUGACCGUGUGGAGGCAAAGUUUCCCCUGGACACAAUGUAUGAUAAAGACUCCAUCUCAUCCAACAUUUUCCAAGUGCUGCUGUCAUCAGAAGUGCCAGUACUGCAGACUGGGAUAGACCUGAAGCACCAGCAGCAGAGGUACAUGGGCGACAGGGACAUCAUCUUCAGCUGGCAGAGGGCAAUUGGAACAUACGAGCACCGAGUGUUCAUGGAGUUUGCCUUCGCCUAUGGUACGACCUACAGAUUUGCUUUCGCGACAGACAAGAAAGUUGCAGAGGAUGCUGAUCUCAGGGAUGCUAAAACAGUGAAAGAGCCGGCCCUCUGGGUUCUGCACUGUUCCGAGGAAGAGAAGGUUGUCACUGUGCAGACAGACAAGACAUGUCGUAACACGAGAUUCCGACACCCAAUCAUUCUCUCAGAUGUCCUGGCUUUUCUAAGGUCCCUUAAGACACCUUACUAUAUUGACAUGCCACGAAACCAAGAGCCCAUUCCAUAUGACAGCAUGAACCUACACCUCACGUAUGUGGUGACAGACAACAGUAAUGAACACGAGGCCAGAGAAAUGGCAGACAAGCUGGGCAAGGCACUCAGGGGGCAGGCGGGGGUCAUCCUUCUUAACAUAGAUGUUGUUCCUGAGUCCACACUGGAGAGCCUGGCUACAGACACAGAGAGGCUGAGGGAAGUGCCAGUUGUUGCUGUUCAACUCAAUGGUCAGGACAACCUGAACUACAUGCACCACUUCAGUGAGGACCCAUUGGUGGAGGAUAUUGAAACAUUAAUUUCUGAACACGGAGGAACUAAGAAAAAGAGGACCAUACAAGAAGACUACGAAGAUGUACCAGAACAAGAGGUUGAGGAUGACGUAGUAGCGGAGGCCGUGUACCGCAGCAAGUACACCCCGCUGGACCUGACCUACGCUCCUGCCCUGACAGACAAAACCUUCCCAGUCAUACUGAAGGAGAAGCCGCUGCUUGUGGUGGUUUUCUACCUGUCAUGGGAGGCAAGGUCAGCUGCGUUCCUGGCGUCCUACUCUGAGGCAUCCUUGGCUUUGAAAGAUGACACCUCUGACAGCAGCCCAUUGGCCCGUGUGGCAUGUGACGACUGGCCAGACGUGUGCCAGCUUAACAACGUGACCAGCUACCCAGUCACCAAGGUGUACCGGGAUGGUCAGUACCAGAAGGACUACAAGGGCAUGCUGGAAACAACUGCUCUGGUCAACUUUGUAAAGCUUCUCCAGCUUCCAGCCCCAGCCGAGCUGAAGACUGUGAAAGAGGUGACAAACUUCAAAAAUCUGUUGUCAGCCGGCAUCACCGACACAGUUGUACUUGGACUGACGGGUCAGGAGGAUCAGGCAGAGAUAAAAACUUUCACGUCUGCAGCUCAUGAACAACAAGGGGAAUUCCUGUUGGGUCUAGUUAAAGACAAGGCACUGGCACAAGAAGUUGGUUCUAUGUACGGCUCCUCAGUGCCAGGUGUAGUAGUGGUGAAGAAGAGUGAUAAGUACCAGCCCUUCAAACUCUUCUCUGGCAAGGUUUUCCACAAACCCAGUCUGCUCAAGUUCAUCAGACUAGCCAGCCUUCCUGUGUUUCCUGAGCUGACCGCAAAGAACUUUCCCUCAUUCUUCAUCCAAGACAAACCAUUUGUGAUUCUGUUUGGCGGGAGGGGGGAAGAGCUAGAGUCUAUCGGCCAGAUUGCUGCAACGGAAGAACUUCCUGUUAUUUUCUGCCAGAUGAAUGUGUUCACUGCAGACUCCUUGGGAGCAGAUCUUCUCCAGUCCUAUGCGCCAAACGCCGGUCUCCCUGCCCUGGUCAUGAUUCAGCACAAGACGGGAGGAGUGUUUGAGUACCCCUACCCUAAUGACCUCUCCAAGGACAAGGUGACUUCCUGGGUCCGUGGCUGUGAGAAAGGCGACAUCUUGGCUAACAGUGAACUAGAGGAGGAGCUGUGGGGUCCCAUGAUGCCUGGCUACGACUUCCUGACCUUCCUGGAUGUAGAGGGAGACUCUGCCAAACAGAAGACAGACGUUCACGAUCACGGGGAGUUUGUACAGUCAGACGAGCACGAGCCUGAAGAUGAGGAGCCAGAGGAGUUGGAGGAGGACAUCCCCACUGAAGGCUCCAGGCUCAGUAAACCUGAAGUCAAAGUUCACAAGCACACUGAGCACACGGAGCUUUGAUGUAGAUGUGAUACGGUGCGCUGGCCAUGUAAGGACAGAUCAGUUCAAUGUUCCCCAAAGUCAGAGGACCAAAGCUAGAGUUAGGGCCGGUUAGCACGGGGCAAAAUAUCAUUUGGCCUGCGUCGAACAUGGUGCCGCUUCGUUCAGUGCAGGCCAAAUGAUAUUUUUUGCCCCGUGUAAAUCAGGCCUAAGUAUCAAUUCAUUUAUUUGCCACCUGUAAGCACUUAAUUAGCAUGUUAAAGUCACCAAUUACACGUUAAGUGCAAGCAAGGACAUUGUAGUGUAAUCUAUGCAAAACAUUUUAAAGCUCCACUGGGCUCUUCCAAAUUACAAGUUUAGAAAUCAUAUUCAACACAUUCCAGGUUCAGGGAUAGCUAAGUCUGUACCAUGUACGUUGUAAGGGCCUGGUGAUCAAACUGAUUUUAUCUGAAAGUGCCUUAUUGUCUAGUACUCAAUGAUGUAGGAAUUGACCAAAGUGAAGAGAUGAUGUAAGAAUUAACCAAGGUGGAGAGAAAAUUUCUAGAUAUUUGUGAUGAAUAGUGACAGAUGGAUUUUGAUACAGGUUGACAUUUGGAUGUACAUUUUCAGAAUACAAGAACAGGGUGUGUAUUUAUUCAGUGAGGUGGACAUAUUCUAUAUUUUUGGAGAAGUUCUAUUUUACAGAGAAAAGUGGUUAAUAUGUUUUUCAAGACUUGUGCAAAGUGUGUUUGUCUUGCCGGUGUUGCAUUUGGUAUUCCAAGGGUAUAUAAGGUUUUGGGAACAAACUCCUUUUAUUCAGUAUCUGAUAAGUGUGUAUUUUGAAUAUACAUGUAGGUGUAGUCUUAUUGCUCAGAAAAAACAAUUAUUAUAGUAAUGCACAAAACACAGCAUUUUGGCUGUUCUUACAGUGCACCAAUUCAAGCGGGUCUCACUACCCAGAAAUGUAACAAAUUGGCAAGAUGUAGAGAUUAGACCAAGUAACAAACAUAUUUGUAGACAUACGGUAUAUGGAAGUAUGGUAUGGUGCAAUAAAGUGUGUUAAAAGAA
Branchiostoma belcheri (Belcher's lancelet) is the source of this 3629-nucleotide messenger RNA. Its product is annotated as thioredoxin domain-containing protein 16-like. Bases 96 to 2603 code for a protein of 835 amino acids. Lineage: Eukaryota; Metazoa; Chordata; Leptocardii; Amphioxiformes; Branchiostomatidae. The transcript has 20 exons. The record is from RefSeq and is a predicted model, not a curated record.